Messenger RNA from Cotesia congregata, 1176 nucleotides. Lineage: Eukaryota; Metazoa; Arthropoda; Insecta; Hymenoptera; Braconidae. The record is from the annotation of a GenBank genome assembly.
AUGGAAGUGGAGCACUUUCGUGUGAACAGCGCUCCGGGAACGGGAACGGGGCACCUGGACGAUGACCCUCGAAUGGAUACCAGUGACAAGGACCAGAUGUCCGACUGCGCCAGUGAAACCAGUGAAGUACUCAGCGUCGGAAGCGAGCCUACUCCCGCGACGGACAAUAUCAAAAAUUCUGCUCCCAAUCAUAUAAUCAACAACACCAAUUUCAACCACAAUCACAACGUCGAUUCAAUGCCAAAUACGUCUUCCCGGUUGGAUUACCAGACUGAAGCCAUGAGUUUCUCCUCAUCGCGAACUCCCUCGCCGUCGCCAUCAAGCGGAUCAGCGAGCAACCAGCCACCAAGUCCACAAAGUUCCUGCAGCUUGCAGAGAGCUUCUUCUCCAACGCCUUCGAUUAGAUCUCCAGCUUCUUCGCAUGCUACGCAAGCUUCUUCUCCAGUUCAAGGGGACCUUCAUGAAGCAAUUGUGUCCCGGUACCAGAUGUCUGGAAUCAGCCAGCAACAUUUGCUCAGCCGCUAUGCCAGUCGGGAAUCUGAGUUGGAUUUCACCAGGGUUGCUUUGGGGGGGCAUGAGACUGCUUUUUCGGCAAUUGAGAACCGGCUGCAUCAUCGGCUGGGUGCUGUUCCAAUUGUAACUAGGCUGUCGCCUCCAACUGCUGCUGUUCCUUUAGCCAGUUCUGUGUUCAGGCCGGCUUGCAGGGACUUGAGGGAGACCUCGUUGCUGCUUCACCCGGUUCCGCUUCAUGGGAAUCUCCUUCAGCAUCAUGCCACUGCUUCUAUGCUCCAUCAUCACCACCAGAAAGAGCAGGAACACAGGAUCACUGAUCCUAUUUCGAUUAAAAAGUCAAGGGGAAAAAAGAUUGCUCAAAAGCCUAUUGAUCUCACCAAAGAGUUUUUGGAAUCGGGCACUGAAAGCUCCUCGGACAAAGUGCUCACUUCUGAUUUGGGAAAUAAUGGUUGUAGUAGUAAUAGUAGUAAUGUUAAUAACAAUUCUAGUUGUAAUGGGAGUAAUAAUGGUUCGGGUCACUCCGCGACGGGGAGCACGCAAUUAAACAGUCCCUCGACGACUAAUGCUAGUUUGACCAGUACACCUGCGAGCGGGGAUUCUUCCAAACAGAUGCUUUGGCCAGCUUGGGUUUACUGCACCAGGUACUCCGACAGACCUUCUUCU